AUGGAUCACUCAAUAAUUGUGGUUCUUAUGAACCUAGGCAUGUUUGUCAUCACUUUUCUUAUGGGCUUUUUGCCUUCAAAGCUCAACACAUCGUAAAGAAUUAUGAAUCUCAUCGCCAUAUUCGGAGCGGGUUUAUUGGUCGGAGCCUCUAUCAUUGUGAUCGUACCUGAGGGAAUGCUUGUGCUGAUAUAAUCAAUGCAAACAACUUCGAUCAUAUAAGAAACUAAUCCGGUUUAAAAUCAAAUUCAAGCUUUCCAAGAAAGUUAAGAUGGAAAAAUUAAGAAUUUUGCUAAUCUUCAUUAAUCAACUGAAAGAACUGGCGCGAUUGAUCCACAAGUGACCAAGUAUAUUGGUUUGUCUUUGAUAAUUGGAUUUACAAUCAUGUUGAUAUUGGAUUAAAGUUUUUUGAUGAUUAAAGAGAGACAAAUGUAAAAGGGGCACAAGGGCAAAAAUGGUCAUGAAAAACACGAGGAGGGAAGAGUUGUCACUUUUGUCUUUAAGAGUGACGAAGAACUAAGAAAGCAAGAAAUGAUUGAGCCUCUACUUAACACAGAUGAACCAUGUUCAAUUGAAAAGAAAAGAGAAAGAAAGCACUCCAAAUGUCAUGAAAAAGUGAAACUUGAUGAGCAUAAACUUGAGGAGGUGUCAAAACAUUUGCAUCUGCAUCAAAAGGGUGAAUUAACAUAAGCACACGAGCACUAUCAUGGAGGCAAAGAAAAUAUAAUAGUAUCUACUAUUGGGUUAGUUAUUCACUCUUUAGCUGAUGGUGUGGCACUAGUAAGUACUAAGAGUGCUUAAUCAUCUGGCUUGGGAGUUUUGAUUUUUUUGGCUAUACUCUUGCAUAAGGCACCAGCAGCUAUAGGAUUCGGGACUUUUCUCUACCAUGAGGGGCUUAGGGGUUUAUAAUUAUCUAAAUACCUUUUUGCUUUCACUUCUACAUGUCCUUUGGCAGCUAUUAUUUCCUUCUUUAGUUUGAUGAUAUGGGAAGAAGGAGCUGAGGAUCCAUCAUAAUUGAUGUUUUGGGUUGGAAUCUUAUUAUUACUUUCAGCAGGUUCAUUUAUUUACGUUGCUACCAUUCAUAUCUUACCUGAAGUAUACUGUAAUACAGACAUUCAUAGACCCCACACUCAUUCUCAUUUGCCCGAGGAUCAUAUUCAUGAUGAGGAGCAUUUCAGUAAAUUGACUGAGCUAAUCACCAUUAUAAUAGGAUUAUAUGUUCCUUAUGGACUAAUGUUGUUCCACUCUCAUUGA
Molecule: messenger RNA, 1251 nt
Organism: Stylonychia lemnae
Lineage: Eukaryota; Ciliophora; Spirotrichea; Sporadotrichida; Oxytrichidae
Source: the annotation of a GenBank genome assembly